GUAAAAAGAAAUAUUUUACUAGCAUUGUCCAGAAUUUAUGUUUAGUUGGGUUGAAAUUAGAAUGUGUUGAGAAUAUGCUCGUAAAAGGUGUAAAGAAACUUAAAGUUGAGCUUGCAAAAAUGUAA
This is a messenger RNA of Racocetra persica, 125 nucleotides long. NCBI's taxonomy places the organism in Eukaryota, Fungi, Glomeromycota, Glomeromycetes, Diversisporales, Gigasporaceae. The record is from the annotation of a GenBank genome assembly.